Zerene cesonia (dogface butterfly) is the source of this 1967-nucleotide messenger RNA. RefSeq lists its product as uncharacterized. Bases 135 to 1835 code for a protein of 566 amino acids. The record is from RefSeq and is a predicted model, not a curated record. The transcript has a single exon. Gene Ontology annotation, biological process: establishment of epithelial cell polarity. NCBI's taxonomy places the organism in Eukaryota, Metazoa, Arthropoda, Insecta, Lepidoptera, Pieridae.
GAAUGUGUCAGUGUAAUUUAUUUUCUUAAUUUCUUUGUUUUACUUUUUAGUUUAAUGUUUUUUUUUAGUUUUCAUUCUAAAUAGAUCUACAACUGUUUCUUCAAUGAACUUAAUAAAAUAGUUUCGGUGUGAAUAUGGGUACGAGCACAAUGGGCAGUGAUUUACAUUCUGAUAAGCAGGACAAGCUUUUGAAGCUCCAGGCUCGAAAAAAAGAGCUUGAGCAGAUGUUAGCAGCUAAAAAUGAAGAGCUAUACAAACUUUGUGUUCAAGAAGUUCAAUUAACGGGUGUUAUGCCACCGGAAGCGCCUUUGAGCCCAGAGGUACCACAAAGAGAUAGAUUAGGUAGUAUUCGGAGUGUGGAUCGAUCUACAGACGGUACUGAUGUUCAAGAUGGCUCUGAUAACGCUUCUAGACGGAUUAAAGCUUCUAAUGAUCGGCAUGAUGCGGAACACAGCUUACGUAAGAACAUUUCUCAUCGACUAUCUACGCCGUCGAUUUCCGGUGUAUCCGCUAAAAACGUUCAUCCUAGGCAAGUACGCCGUCCCGAAACUAGUUGUUCUAAUUUCUUCCCAUCGCCGCCACAAGAGCGCAACCCUGAAACGUUUUCGAUGCAUCCUUCUCAUACCUAUCCAUCAUUAGCUAAUCGCCACGAAGGUUUGCCUAGUGAUAAUAUACAUAAUGAACUGCAGCAGGGUCCAGUGUACCGCCACCACACUAUGGCAACAGAAUAUACUAACAAAAUAUAUUAUAAUGGCCCUACAGAAGCCCAUAAUGUGUCUCGGCUGAGAGAAACACACUUUAGUUCGAGCCACCCAGAUAUAGCCACUCAUUAUUCACAUGGCACAAUGGCUCAGCAUCCUAUGCCCCAACAGAAUGGAAUGCGAUCAACACCAUUAUUAUAUCAAUAUGCAUCGCAGCUAAAAGCGCAGAGUCAACAUCUAGGUGCAAUUACACAUCACCAUCAAACGCCAGUUCAACCGAAGAGACGACAAGAUGGUGUUCGUAGGAAUACACUUCAGAGAACUCAAACAUACCACCUUACGUCUCACAGUGACUACAACCAUCACUUGGAGAAUAUGACAGAUGCAUAUAGACCUCCUCCAACAAUUUAUCAGCAUAGAUCUCAAACAGACAUACAAGAGCAACCACUAGAUAGAAUACAUGUUCCAAUGGAAAGGAACAUACCUGUCCCCAAUACUCUGCCAUUACGAGAGCGAAAUACAAUACGGAAUCCUCUACAUUUGCAGCUGCAGGUUUCAACUGAUGAUUAUGAUGAUAGGCGGCACUGUCACGACCCUCUCAGUCCUGUCAGUCAAAUGUCAGGGUAUUCACAAAACUUUGACUCUGUCAGCAUGAAUAAAUUUUCCCCUGUCUCUCAUGAUACUAAGUUAAAAGAGAAGCAAUGGUAUGAAACAUCUUUAGAUUCACCUACAAGAGAAAUACCAACCCUAAAGAAGAGCGGCAGCUUGAAACGAACGCCGAGUAUAGGUAAUUCUCAGCCCUACGAAAUAAUGAUAUCGUCUGGGCGGCAUACAGCUAUGCAAAGCCCAAAUCAUGUACCUAAUAGUCCUCCAGUAUUGUCGCCGAGCGCAAUUUCGCUGGAAUCGCCGAAAAAUUUGACAGUGAUAGAACAGGGUAAAUGUAUACCUUACAGAGAAGAAACGAAGCCUUUCGAAAUGUCCGAUUUUUACAAAUAUUCUACAAAAUUCCGGCAAUCUAAUGUUCCUAAAGCACCCCCACCACAUCCAGUACAAAAUGUUAAUAAUGUGUACAAUAAAUUGCCUAUGGAGUUGCCACAUUUUAGCCAAGAACAUUGGCAUGGAACAAGCAAAUAACAGCAUAGUUUUUAAGAUAAACUAUUUUGUUUUAAAUACUUUUAUUAUGCAUUAUUUUGGUUGGUUACUAUAAGUACUUAUUUAAUUGCAACUGAUCUCUGCUAUAUACUGUGUGUAUAUUUUGUAAAGGGG